GAGACGAAGAUCUCCUCGGGACCCCUAAAAACAACUGUUUUAGCUAGAUUAUUUAGGUCGAAAGCGCAAUGAAUGUGUUUCGAAGUAUCUCUUAGGCUAAAGUUUAAUGUAAUGUCGACUUUAGAGUGGGGAUGUUGCUGAAAGUUAGCUGUCUCUGCUAGGCGCCAGAUCGGGUCGUUGUAUGAGAAAAGCACACCAUUUGUUUAGAAAAUGUCAAGACGCAGUAGUCGCAACACAUUACAAGAAAGAAAUGAAAAUGCACCUGAACAAAAUAAACCACAGAGGAAAAGAAAAAGCGAGCAGUGCAAUAGAAGAAUCCCGUCAGCAGCUAAGAAACAACACUAUGAAAUCCAGAACCGGUGUUUUGAAGGUGAUAUUAGUCCCAGUGUCUUAAUCGAGACUCCUCAGAAGGAGGUUCAUCAGGAGACCGGUAAUCUUUCUGGUUUCAAGUGCUUCAGAUUCAAGAACCUCUUUGUGAAACCCUCUCCGCUGCCAUGCCUCAGUUGGGCCAGCUCAGAUGAUGUGUGGAUAAAGAUGCUGAACAAGGAGCUCAAGUAUGUACAUGACAAGGGCUUCAUCCAACAACAUCCAACCCUGCAGCCCAAAAUGAGGUCCAUUCUGCUGGACUGGCUCAUGGAGGUCAGUGAAGUUUAUACUCUCCACCGGGAGACAUUUUACUUGGCUCAGGACAUCUUUGAUCGCUUCAUGCUCACUCAAAAAGACAUUGGCAAAGAUCACCUGCAGUUCAUCGGCAUAACAUCACUCUUCAUAGCCUCAAAGAUAGAGGAGAUUUACCCGCCAAAGCUCCAGGAGUUUGCUUAUGUGACGGAUGGGGCCUGCAAUGAGGACGAGAUUCUUGCUAAAGAGCUUGUGAUGUUGAAAGCAUUAAAGUGGGAGCUCUGUCCUGAGACCGUCAUCUCAUGGUUGAAGCUCUACUCCCAAGUGGACUCUUUGAAGGACGAUGCUAAUUUCCUCAUUCCUCAGUUCUCGCAGGAAACCUACAUCCAAAUCACACAGUUGUUGGAUCUCUGCAUUUUGGACAUUCAUUGUUUGGAUUACCAGUAUGGAGUCCUCGCUGCUGCUGCGUUUUGUCACUUUACUUCCUUUGAAACGGUCCAUAAAGUAUCAGGACUCACAUGGGACAGUGUAUCAAGCUGUGUGCGGUGGAUGAACCCGUUUGCACGGGCCGUACGUGAAUGGCCCAGACCACAGCUGAAGGACUUCAAAAAGGUGGCGGCAGAAGCUCGACACAACAUACAGACCCACGUGGACUAUCUGACCAUGCUGAGUGAAGCACAUGAUCGGCAGCAGGACAGCUUGGACCGGAUGUCUCCAUUGGCUGUAGCCGGAAUAUUGACCCCCCCUAAAAGCACUGAGAAACCUGCAAAUGCCUGAUGGGCUUGAGAAGAACCUGGCAUAGCUAGUCUUCAUUUAAUGCAGUCACAGCCCAGAGAUGUGAGAGACCUUCCAGACCAACACAUCCAGAGACUUGGAGUUGUGUGCGGUAUUGAAUCCAGGUUGAGAUGCUGUAACCUUCAGAUGUUCAGGUGUGAAAUUGAGGGAGAACCUAAGUUUGGUUUCCCAAAGCAGUAUUUGAAGCACUCAAAAGUGCCUUCCAUCAAAGAAAUGGAUUCAUAUCCAUUUUCUGAAGCUAGAAAUGAAACAUUAAUGAUCUCCGACUGAAACUGCUUAAGAGCUUCUGGCCAUGUUGCCAGCUCCGAGGUCUGCACAAAUGCUGCUGCUUCAUGGAUCAUAUGUUACUGUUUUAUGUUAUGUAAAUACAAUUUAAUUUUAUUAUGUGUGUGUGUGUGCGUGAAAACGUAUGAUGUGAAACGUAUGUUCUUAAUUUUGGCAUCAGUGUGGUCGGAUGCCAACCCAGUGGUGCAAACUCCGCUAAACAGGACGACCCUGCACAACGAGCAGAAUCGGUUAUUGGCUUAUUUCCUUAAACCUUUACAUCAUUGUGAAUGUCAUUCCCUUGUUUUCAUUCUCCUGCGACAGAAGAUAUUCCUGUAAGACUUGACUGUUUUCACACCUCAGAAGUGAGUUUACCAAACUGAAUUUAAGCAAACUGCAUAUUUAUUUCAUAUAGAUUUGUCUUUGUAAUUGAAUUGCAAUUUUGUUCCUCGAUGCCAAAGGCAUAUUUAAUAAUUUGAGGUGCUUGCUAUUUAUGAAUUCAA
Molecule: messenger RNA, 2180 nt
Organism: Sinocyclocheilus rhinocerous
Lineage: Eukaryota; Metazoa; Chordata; Actinopteri; Cypriniformes; Cyprinidae
Gene: ccne2
Product: cyclin E2
Exons: 11
Coding region: 211-1395 (394 amino acids)
Source: RefSeq, a predicted model, not a curated record